Molecule: messenger RNA, 1518 nt
Organism: Ochotona curzoniae (black-lipped pika)
Lineage: Eukaryota; Metazoa; Chordata; Mammalia; Lagomorpha; Ochotonidae
Gene: ASIC5
Product: acid sensing ion channel subunit family member 5
Exons: 10
Coding region: 1-1518 (505 amino acids)
Biological process (GO): sodium ion transmembrane transport
Cellular component (GO): membrane
Molecular function (GO): ligand-gated sodium channel activity
Source: RefSeq, a predicted model, not a curated record
AUGGAGUGGACCCAGCCGUCAAAAGCCCAUGCCGAGAGAGGACUCUUAGAAAAGAUAAAGCUUUGCCUUUCAAAGCAAGCACUGCCAUCUCCCACUGACCGAAAGAAAUUUGACCAUGACUUUGCCAUCUCCACUUCCAUUCAUGGGGUACACAAUGUCGUCCGGAACAAGAGCAGGCUCCGGCGGGCGCUGUGGUUGGCGGUGGUCCUGGGCUCCGUGUCACUGAUGGUGUGGCAGAUCUAUAGCCGCUUACUCAACUACUUCACAUGGCCAACCACCACAUCCAUAGAGGUUCAAUAUGUGGAGAAGAUGGAAUUCCCGGCUGUCACGUUUUGUAAUUUGAACAGGUUUCAAGCAGAUGCUGUUGCCAAGUUUGGUAUCAUUUUUUCUUUAUGGGAUAUUUUCUCAAAAGUUCUCCAUCUUCAGGAAAUCGGGGAAAAUUCCACUGCUACUAGAAAAGCGAUGGAUUUUGUUGCAACUCAGCAGAAUUUCAGCAUCACAGAUUUCAUCAGGAACAAUGGGUUUUAUCUAAACAAUAGCACUCUGCUGGAAUGUGAGUUUUUUGGAAAGCCUUGUGGUCCAAAGGAUUUUGCACACAUCUUUACCGAAUAUGGAAAUUGCUUCACUUUUAAUCACGGUGAAAAUAUCAAAACAAAGAAAAAAGUGAGUGUCUCUGGCAGAGGUUUAAACUUGCUCUUCAACGUCAAUCAGGAGGAAUUCAUCGAUAACCCAGCCCUGGGUUUUGCCGACGCUGGGAUCAUCUUCGUUAUCCAUUCUCCACGGAAGGUACCACAGUUUGACGGUCUAGGUUUGUCAUCACCAGUAGGAACACACGCCCGUGUUACAAUCCGCCAAGUGAAGACAGUCCAUCAAGAGUACCCUUGGGGAGAAUGCAACCCUAAAAUAAAGUUGAAGAAUUUCAGCCAUUACAGCACCGCUGGCUGCUUGAAGGAAUGCAAAGCCCGAUAUAUCAAAAAGCAGUGUGGAUGUUUGCCUUUUAUGCUUCCAGGAAAUGCGAUAGAAUGUGACCUACAGAAAUACUACAACUGUGUUUCUCCUCUACUUGACUACAUAGAAGUUAAUGAACUAUGCACAAUGGGAACCUACAAUUCCAGCUGUCCAGUUUCUUGCGAAGAAACCACAUAUCCUGCGACGAUUUCUUACGCCACUUUCCCAAGCCAAACUGCUUUGAAAUAUCUUUCCAAAAAGUUGAAUCACAGCCAGGAAUAUAUCAGGGAGAAUUUUGUGAACAUUGAGAUUAACUACAGUGACUUAAACUAUAAAAUAACGCAGCAACAAAAAGCUGUAAGUGUGCCUGAGUUACUUGCGGAUAUUGGAGGUCAACUUGGCCUAUUUUGUGGUGCAAGUGUGAUUACAAUUAUAGAAAUUAUUGAAUAUAUAUUCACCAAUUUCUAUUGGAUGUGCAUUUUCUUAUUGCUGAAGAUACCUGAAGUGACAGAAUCAUUUCCUCCUCAGCACAAUCAUUUGCAAAACAAAAAUAGGAUAGAAGAAUGCUGA